Messenger RNA from Rhagoletis zephyria (snowberry fruit fly), 416 nucleotides. Its product is annotated as speckle-type POZ protein-like. NCBI's taxonomy places the organism in Eukaryota, Metazoa, Arthropoda, Insecta, Diptera, Tephritidae. The record is from RefSeq and is a predicted model, not a curated record. Gene Ontology annotation, molecular function: protein binding.
AUGAAAGCUCUCCUGAAGACGGGCGCCAACAGUGACAUCACCNGUGACAUCACCCUGGUGGCUGGAGUUCAGGAGUUCAAGGUUCACAAGCUGCACCUGUCCACUCACUCGGCCGUCUUUGCAGCCAUGUUCCAGCACGAGAACACCAAAGAGACAAUUGAGAAGAAGGUGGUCAUUGAGGAUGUGUCUGCUGAAGUGAUGCGCACUCUGCUCCACUACAUUUACACAGGCACCGUUGAGAACAAGAAUGAUCUGUCUGUUGAGCUCUUCUCUGCAGCCGAUAAAUACGAGGUGAACGCCCUGAAGGAGGCCUGUGAGCGGCAGCUCUCCCUGAAGCUGACCACCGACUCGGUCUUCUCUGUUCUCAUGUACGCUGAUCUGCACAGUGCCACCAGGCUGAAGGAGAACUGCCUCAA